UGUUUAUUACGUCGAAUACGGUAUUUGUUUAUUUUUGUCUCACGUAGUGCUGGGACAAGGCACAUGGUUUAUUGCCAAGUCACACAGCUGUAUGCACACUUGAUGUAAGACUGUUGCACACUGCAACAGCACACCUGCCACAAUAGUGUUGCUGUACACUGUAAACAUUUCUGCAAUCCUCAUGUAAGGGCUUGUGGUAUGAGGUUAAUGUGGCAACCUUCAGACCAGAAGUAUUUUUGGAACCAGUGCAUCUGGGCUGACAUCACCGUUGGCAACACAGAUCUAUAUGGUGUACACAUGGUGAAUAUGAGAGGUCCCAGAUGAGCCUGAUGUAUCUGCGUUGUUUAUCUGGGGUCACUAACACUGGAUGGAGUAUUGGGUUGUGUCAGUGACUAGAUGGAGACAUAUAGAUUCCUGCUAAUGUAGUCCUAUAGUUAUCCUUGCUCCAUGUCUGUACUGAAUAAUACGUCCAUGGGGGUAUAGUAACUCUAUCCUUAUAAUAGGCAAGUCUAGAUAAGCGGACAGUGCAGUCUUUUAUAGGCACAACUUGUUAUUUAUAUAAUCUACAAAGUAUGAUUUAAACAAAUAAUUAUUGCCUUAGAGACUUGUGCAAGUCUAUCUUGUUUCGUGCUACUGUGUUGUCGGGUAGUCCAGAUGGGGAUACAGGACAUGGGUAGAGCAUUGCGGGUAGUCCAGAUGGGGAUACAGGACAUGGGUAGAGCAUUGCGGGUGGUCCAGAUGGGGAUACAGGACAUGGGUAGAGCAUUGCGGGUAGUCCAGAUGGGGAUACAGGACAUGGGUAGAGCAUUGCGGGUGGUCCAGAUGGGGAUACAGGACAUGGGUAGAGCAUUGCAGGUAGUCCAGAUGGGGAUACAGGACAUGGGUAGAGCAUUGCGGGUAGUCCAGAUGGGGAUACAGGACAUGGGUAGAGCAUUGCGGGUGGUCCAGAUGGUGAUACAGGACAUGAGUAGAGCAUUGCGGGUGGUCCAGAUGGGGAUACAGGACAUGGGUAGAGCAUUGCGGGUAGUCCAGAUGGGGAUACAGGACAUGGGUAUAGCAUUGCGGGUGAUACAGGACAUGGGUAGAGCAUUGCGGGUAGUCCAGAUGGGGAUACAGGACAUGGGGCGAGCAUUGCGGGUAGUCCAGAUGGGGAUACAGGACAUGGGUAGAGCAUUGCGGGUAGUCCAGAUGGGGAUACAGGACAUGGGUAGAGCAUUGCGGGUGGUCCAGAUGGGGAUACAGGACAUGGGUAGAGCAUUGUGGGUAGUCCAGAUGGGGAUACAGGACAUGGGGAGAGCAUUGCGGGUGAUACAGGACAUGGGUAGAGCAUUGCGGGUAGUCCAGAUGGGGAUACAGGACAUGGGUAGAGCAUUGCGGGUGGUCCAGAUGGUGAUACAGGACAUGGGUAGAGCAUUGCGGGUGGUCCAGAUGGGGAUACAGGACAUGGGUAGAGCAUUGUGGGUAGUCCAGAUGGGGAUACAGGACAUGGGGAGAGCAUUGCGGGUGAUACAGGACAUGGGUAGAGCAUUGCGGGUAGUCCAGAUGGGGAUACAGGACAUGGGGCGAGCAUUGCGGGUAGUCCAGAUUGGGAUACAGGACAUGGGUAGAGCAUUGCGGGUAGUCCAGAUGGGGAUACAGGACAUGGGUAGAGCAUUGCGGGUGGUCCAGAUGGGGAUACAGGACAUGGGUAGAGCAUUGUGGGUAGUCCAGAUGGGGAUACAGGACAUGGGGAGAGCAUUGCGGGUGAUACAGGACAUGGGUAGAGCAUUGCGGGUAGUCCAGAUGGGGAUACAGGACAUGGGUAGAGCAUUGCGGGUGGUCCAGAUGGUGAUACAGGACAUGAGUAGAGCAUUGCGGGUGGUCCAGAUGGGGAUACAGGACAUGGGUAGAGCAUUGCGGGUAGUCCAGAUGGGGAUACAGGACAGGGGUAGAGCAUUGUGGGUAGUCCAGAUGGGGAUACAGGACAUGGGUAGAGCAUUGUGGGUAGUCCAGAUGGGGAUACAGGACAUGGGGAGAGCAUUGCGGGUGAUACAGGACAUGGGUAGAGCAUUGCGGGUAGUCCAGAUGGGGAUACAGGACAUGGGGCGAGCAUUGCGGGUAGUCCAGAUGGGGAUACAGGACAUGGGUAGAGCAUUGCGGGUAGUCCAGAUGGGGAUACAGGACAUGGGUAGAGCAUUGUGGGUAGUCCAGAUGGGGAUACAGGACGGGUAGAGCAUUGUGGGUAGUCCAGAUGGGGAUACAGGACAUGGGUAGAGCAUUGCGGGUGAUACAGGACAUGGGUAGAGCAUUGCGGGUG
Molecule: messenger RNA, 2296 nt
Organism: Haliotis rufescens (red abalone)
Lineage: Eukaryota; Metazoa; Mollusca; Gastropoda; Lepetellida; Haliotidae
Exons: 2
Coding region: 655-2211 (518 amino acids)
Source: RefSeq, a predicted model, not a curated record